AUGUCGAGACCCAGCCUUGUCAGAUCGCAUAUCUCGACAUACAGUCAGAUCAGCAACAAAGAUCCGGACACUAUCAUGUCGCAAAAUCCGUAUGGACCCACCACGCCUUCGUCGCAAAAGUCCAAUAAACAGCUUGGGUACGAUCCUAGUACACCAAAAGGAAGCGGUGUGCCCCUUUUGAGCACAUCCCCUGCUCAAGAGACUCACCAGACUGCAAGAUUCGUGUCUCCACCUCCAGCAAAUCCAGGUUCCCGGUCAGGUACCUCCACUGGUGGUCCUUCAACGGCGGUCAUCCCUCGCCCUGGCACUGCACAAACGAAUCAAGCCAGAGAACGGUCUAUGAGUCAAUCCAAUACGCAAUCAUAUUGGGGUCCUCUGCCUCGCAACUACAACAGAGAUAGCUUUGAUAUGGGAAGCCGUCCAGCAUUCUACAAACGCCACUCUUACAAUGACUACGAGAACAUGGGAGCACAAUUCGAGGAUUCUGAUACACAAGCUUUGGAACCUACUCCUCGCGCUCAAGCCAAGCAAGCUUCUGUAGAUCCUUUUCCAACUGAUGUUCAGAGGAUCCCUGUCAAUGCCGAUAGCCCUUUACAUCAGCUGCAGCAAGUGCGACGGGCGCCAUCGGACUCGUUUAGGAGUCUUCGCUAUGAUACGAAAAAACGAUCUUAUCGAUUUGACAACCUAUCAGAGAUCGGGAGCGAAGGAAGCGCUGGUCGAGGUGUUCAGUCAGGCUCCUUUNACAGAAAUGGUAGACCUUCUACCCCUGUGGAGGAGAUCCUGAGGUUGCCAUUGACCUGGUGGAUGAACUCCACAGCAAAGAAUCCUAUGAUUGGCGAAUUUGUCGGCACCACCAUGUUUCUCUUUUUCGCCUUUGCCGGCACCCAAGUCGCCAACAUCGAGGCCUCGACAACGACUACCACAAACGCAACCAACGGCUUUUCUCCCAUUGUCCUACUCUACACAGCAGUCUCUUUCGGCUUCUCGCUCAUGGUAAACGUCUGGAUCUUCUUCCGCAUCUCUGGCGGUCUGUUCAAUCCAGCCGUGACACUCGCCAUGGUCAUGGUAAAAUCCCUAGACUACAUUCGCGGCUCCCUCCUCUUUCUAGCACAGAUCUGCGGCUCUCUGUUAGCGUCUGUACUGGUGAGGGCACUCUUCCCCACACCCCUCAACGUACGAACCACCCUCAGUGCCGACACCAGCAAAGCCCGCGGCGUCUUCAUCGAAGCAAUCCUCACCGCCGAACUCAUCUUCACAAUCUUCAUGCUGGCANAAGAAAAACACCGCGCCACUUACAUGGCACCCAUUGGCAUUGGCCUUUCCCUCUUCAUCGCCGAAUUAGUCGGUGUGUUCUAUACUGGUGGCUCUCUCAAUCCUGCAAGAUCUUUUGGGCCCUGCGCGGUUACGGGGGUUUGGGAUAAUGAGCAUUGGGUCUAUUGGCUUGGACCGGGUUUGGGAGCACUGAUUGCGGUGGUUUUUUAUAAGUUUAUCAAGAUUUUGGAAUAUGAGAUUGCGAAUCCGGGACAGGAUGCUGAGACGGAGGGAGAGGGGGCGAGGACUAGGGAUGGGCUUUGGAGAAAGAAGGAUGAAGAGGCUUGA
Molecule: messenger RNA, 1599 nt
Organism: Aureobasidium musti
Lineage: Eukaryota; Fungi; Ascomycota; Dothideomycetes; Dothideales; Saccotheciaceae
Source: the annotation of a GenBank genome assembly